This is a messenger RNA of Camarhynchus parvulus, 5112 nucleotides long. RefSeq names its product putative RNA-binding protein Luc7-like 2. The transcript has 11 exons. The coding region runs from base 3229 to 4266 and encodes 345 amino acids. Gene Ontology annotation, cellular component: U1 snRNP; U2-type prespliceosome. Gene Ontology annotation, molecular function: mRNA binding. Gene Ontology annotation, biological process: mRNA splice site recognition. The record is from RefSeq and is a predicted model, not a curated record. NCBI's taxonomy places the organism in Eukaryota, Metazoa, Chordata, Aves, Passeriformes, Thraupidae.
CUGUUAUCAGCAGAUGUCCCCUCCCGAGGGAGGAGUGGUUGUGGAAGAGAUAAGAAAAACUGCCCACUUAACUAAGAAGACAACUGCCAUACAGAUGGCAAAUAUCUUGCCUUGCAAUCUGGGACAGUUCUCUUUAAAAACAGGUGAAUUUGUGCAUGCUUCUGAGACUGUGGUCAUGAAAAGGUUCUCCCAAGCAUCUUAACAAAUACUGUGCUAUGUGACUAGCAGAAAAAUCUCCAGAGCCUUUAGACAGAAGCUGUAUGUAUGAAGUGCCAGUCAGCACCUCCUUUUGCUUCACCUGCUAGCUUUUUGAGCUGCUGUGUUUGAAGUCUUCAACUCAGUUCUUCAGCUGUUGCUAGCGAACACACUUUUCUUGUUGUACAUCAUCUUCUUCUGCCUUCGAAGCUUAUACUACCCUUUUUGCAUCUGUUCACUUCCUAACUGGUUUGUCUGGGUUAUGCUUCAGUUAUCCUUAGUAGUGGUUAGUAAUGUGUGACUUUUCUGUUCUCAUUGUUUGGAAGGAAUUGAAGUGACAUUACUGUGCUUAUUUUAUUCACCAUGUGUUUGGUGGCACACUUUAUUGGGUAACAGAGGUGUAAUCUAGACCUUGUAACCUAUUUUUUAAUUUUUUUGUUUUAGUAUGGGAUUAUUGAAGAAUUUCUGUGUACUUAACAAUGGAUGGAGGGUUUAUGUUGGUAUUUACAGGGUUAGGUAGAUUUUGGUUUCCACUUUGCUUCAUGCUUGGAGGUAGAAGGUGGUAUGUGUGUUUAAACUUUGGUAGAUCCUUGUUGAGGAUUUUGUAGCCAUUUUGGGUAGCUCCAGGCUGAGAGCCAGGCUAGGGAGCCAAGAGCCUCUUCCAAAAGCUCUGCUUUCAAAUACAAAGCAGCAGCAAGGGCAGAGAAAAAUAUCUCAUAUACAGGGAUUUCUGCAAAACCUCCCCAAAAUGUUGAACUGAAAUCAGCUCAGAAAUCUGAAAGUAGUCAGAACACAUGAACUUUGUGAAAACGUGCUUUAUUUGUGUCCAGGACAAUUUGUCAAUCAGGAGUGAUCAGGUUUUAGGAGCAAUGACUGUGUUUAGUGAAUUGUCUGUAUUUUCUGGCUUUGUUAUAAGUUCUGAUAGUUCAAACCUUAAAAAUUAUGGGAACAGUGAAGAAUUUGAGGAAUUAUUCUCUACUUGGGAUGCUGUCUAAAAUGGCAUUUAUGAAGAAGCAAAUGGGUGUAUUCAUACCUCAAGGAAAACCAUUCCUGUAUUUGUUCGACUUGUAAUGCAUUGGCUACAGGAUGGUCUCAUUAUAGUCUGCAUUCGUUAGUGUUGCUUCAGUCAUGGUGUAAAACAGAAGCAGUCCUGGUUAGAAAUAUGUAUUAUUCUAAAAGUGUUAGGAUCAGAACAUGAGCAGCGUUUAGUGAGAAGAGGAUCAGAGUUAGCUGUGCAGCAGGAACAGGAUCUUCUGUGCCUGCAUAAGCCUCAGUUAAAUAAUGGUGUUGGAUACUGGUUAGACCGGGCUUGCUUUGCGGGUGGAAUUUGAUACACAGCUUUUAAACACAUACUCCACCCUGUUAGUAGCUCUUGAAUAAAGCUUUCAGAGUCCUUUGCCAACAUGUUGGGACUCAUGCUUCAAAAAUUUGAGUGGAAAGUUAACCAUUUUUUUGUUGCUGUAUCUUAGUUCAGGAAGUCAGCAACAUGAAAAUGAAAAUUCACUUUAUUUCCUUUGCAUGGAUUGCACCACUGGUUUACAAUUAGAGGUUGCAGGUGGAUUAUAAAGGGUUAUUCUCCUCACCAGUGCUUUGGGAUUGUUGACAGUAGUGUAUUUUAGGGUACAUCAGAAUAGUAAGAGAUGCUGAAUGAAAGAAGUCAUUGUUAUGAGUGUGUUACUAUGCUAAGCAUUGUUGAUGCGUUCUGCUGGUUUGUGAUUAAAAUAUACCGAACAGGAAUGACAUUGUGAUGGCCUGCUAAUAGAUUUGACUUGGGAGUUCAAAGUGAAUUGUGUAGUACAAGUGCGCAUUGUAAGCUUAACCUCUGGAUGUUUCUUAAGCAGCAGUAUGCACUGGUCUUAAAUAUUGGUGUUAAUUUUGUAGUCAGUAUGUUUUAUACAAAAUAGAAAACUUCCUUCAGAAAUUUUACAUUACCGAUAAUCUCUUGAAUAUUUUUAUAUCUUGUGUGCAGUUUCCUUAUGCUUGAAAAGGAUAUGAAAUGGUCAAGUAUAGAAGUUUCCUUGGUGUUUUGCUUUUUUUCUUUUCAGUUCUGUUUCAAAGUUCUCUAUUUACUGGGAAAGUAGUCUCUUAGAGAAAUGUGGUUUGGGACAGGUACUUUCAGUAAAAUUAAAGCUGAUGCUUCUUGGGGAAAAUUUAAUUUAUCUUUUCUCCAUAUAAAUUUUAUCAACCAUACGAUUUUUCUUUUAGUGGAAAAAAUCUAAUUGGAAACACAGGGAUGGCUUACAGUAAUAGAUGUUGACUCCUGUAAUGCCCUGGUAAAUUACUUUCAUUUCUGUUAUGAGCUUAAGUCUUAAAUAUCAAGUAGUUGAAUAUUGUGCUAUUCUUCAGAGGCACGGUUAAAUAAACUGCUAUUCUGAGCUGAUUUAAUUAUUUACCUGUUAAAAUAGAAUUUGUAAUAAGGUCUGAAAUAUCAGUGGUCAUGUCCUCUUUAUAGAUGUUCAAGAAUACUUCUGAAACUUAAGUGACUGCAGCUACUUGGUGCCUGGGUGUAUUACUUUCUUAUUACAGAAUAUAUAAAAAUAUAUUUUAAAAAAAAUCUUGAUACUCAUUAUUUAGAUUUAGUAUUCACUUGUUUGUUUGACCAUACAACGAAGGUAUCAACUUCCCUACAGUUUGACAAGCAGAAGUAGCAUCUUGGUCACCUGCUGUACUGCAGAAGUCCUUGUCUUAAGAACACAUCUGUUUGUGUUGUUUUAGUUCUUAGAAGGCAUCUGCAUAAAUCUCAUUUGCUUUUGUAGGCAGAAUGUCAGGUGCAUAGUGGAUCCACAGAUGUUAUUCUUCCCUCCCCUCCUCAGCAACCUGUGUAGAUCCCAGGCCAUCACCCUCUCCGGAUGAUUCAUCUGUAGGUUCAAUGUAUCUUUGCCUGCCUACAUCAAUCUGCAAGGGAGUGUCAGAAAGGCCCCGCAUUCGCCGAGCCGUGACACCACCCGUCAGCGAAUCAAAUUCAGUGAUGACCGAGUGUGCAAGAGCCACCUUCUCAACUGCUGCCCUCACGAUGUGCUCUCUGGAACUAGAAUGGACCUUGGAGAAUGCCUGAAAGUGCAUGACCUGGCAUUAAGGGCAGACUAUGAAAUAGCAUCCAAAGAUCAAGAUUUCUUCUUUGAGCUUGAUGCAAUGGACCACCUGCAGUCAUUUAUUGCAGACUGUGACCGGCGGACAGAAGUGGCUAAGAAAAGGCUAGCAGAAACCCAGGAAGAGAUCAGUGCUGAAGUUGCAGCUAAAGCUGAAAGAGUUCAUGAAUUGAAUGAAGAAAUUGGGAAACUGUUGGCCAAAGUAGAACAGCUCGGAGCUGAUGGGAAUGUGGAAGAAUCUCAGAAAGUAAUGGAUGAAGUGGAGAAGGCUCGGGUAAAGAAGAGAGAAGCAGAAGAAGUAUACAGGAAUUCUAUGCCUGCCUCCAGCUUUCAGCAGCAGAAGCUACGGGUUUGUGAAGUGUGCUCGGCUUAUCUUGGUCUUCAUGAUAAUGACCGACGACUUGCUGAUCACUUUGGAGGAAAACUACAUUUGGGAUUUAUUGAAAUAAGAGAGAAGCUUGAGGAACUCAGGAGGAUUGUGGCUGAUAAACAGGAGAAACGAAAUCAGGAACGUCUGAAACGUAGAGAGGAGAGGGAAAGAGAAGAAAGGGAGAAACUAAGGAGGUCCAGAUCCCACAGCAAGCAUGCCAAAAGGUCUAGGUCCCGGGAGCGCCGCAGACACCGCUCUCGCUCAGCCUCGCGGGAACGCAAGAGACGGACUCGAUCCAAAUCCCGUGAGAAACGGCACCGCCACAGGUCCCGCUCCACCAGCCGCAGCCGGAGCCGCAGCCACCAUAGAAGCAGGCACAGCUCCAGGGAGAGGAGCCGGGAGCGCAGCUCCAAAAAGAGAUCCUCUAAAGAAAGAUCUUCCAGAGACAAAGAGCGUUCAAGAGAUCGCGAUCGAACAUCCCGUGACAAAGACAGAAGCUCGAGGGAGAGGUCGCCGCGGGAUUUCAAAGACAAGAAACGUUCGUACGAAAGUGCUAACGGCCGAUCGGAAGAGCCAAGGAGCUCAGAGGAGCGUGAAGCAGGGGAGAUAUAACUGGCUGUAUAUUCACCUGAUCUCUAGCUUCCUAUGGAGUUGCAUACUUUGGUUUAGUUUACAGUUGUUCAAAGGGACACCAGUGAGCAGUUCCAACACUGAUACAACUAGGGUAGAUGUACAGUAUAUAAAAGUGGUUAUAACAAAGUCAGAAUUAAACCCCGUGAAUUAAUGGUGCCUAAAGCUGGGUCCUGGACUUCCACCAAGUUGUAAAACUUUCCUGAAAGAUUUCUCUCUAUUCAGGACAACAGUUUUAUGUACCAAGAUGCAGAUCUCAAUGUUUUUAAUCUCCUUUCCAAUACAAGUUAGUGAACAAAUUAUAUUGUACUACUUGCCUUGGGUGCUUUUGAACCUUUAUAAAUUCUCCAAUUCUGCUCCAGUCAAAACAGCAGCAUUGAGCGGUUGUAUUUGGGGGGAUUUUUUUUUUUGUUUGCUUUUUUGUAAGAGGGUGGGUGGAUGGAUAUUAACUUUUACUCUAAGAUUAUGUUCCCAGUGUUGGGUUUUAUUUUUGUUUGGGAUACUAGGAGUUGAUUACAGUGGGAGCAUUUAGACAGGAACAUGUGCUGGAGAAAGCGGAAAUGUCUUUUUACAGUGCCUACUUAGACUUGGAAAUUGAACAGCUGUUGCAUUACAUAUUUUUUAUUUCUACUUAAAUUUUGAAAUCAAAGCCAGUCCCAUAUCUGUACCAUUUGAUUGGUAUGUGUUCAAUAUAUUUGUUUUUUUCCAGAAGGACUCUUUCUGCUUUUUCUUGUGGAGUACAUCUUUAAUUGUAUUAAAACAAACAAAAGAACCAGCAACAACAAACAAAAAUUAAGAACAAAAGAAAUAAAAAAAAUUAAAAAGAAA